This is a messenger RNA of Nyctereutes procyonoides (raccoon dog), 2059 nucleotides long. It is a transcript of the gene CCKBR, whose product is annotated as cholecystokinin B receptor. Lineage: Eukaryota; Metazoa; Chordata; Mammalia; Carnivora; Canidae. Gene Ontology annotation, molecular function: cholecystokinin receptor activity; gastrin receptor activity. Gene Ontology annotation, cellular component: plasma membrane. The record is from RefSeq and is a predicted model, not a curated record. The transcript has 5 exons. Gene Ontology annotation, biological process: phospholipase C-activating G protein-coupled receptor signaling pathway. Bases 77 to 1438 code for a protein of 453 amino acids.
CCGAGGCGCGAGCAGGUGGAGCCGCAGCGGGAGCCCGCCCGGCCGAGCGGAGGGAGGCGGUGGCUGGGCCGGGGCCAUGGAGCUGCUAAAGCUGAACCGGAGCGCGCAGGGGUCCGGAGCCGGGCCGGGGGCUUCCCUGUGCCGCGCGGGGGGCGCCCUCCUCAACAGCAGCGGUGCGGGCAAUCUCAGCUGCGAGCCGCCUCGCCUCCGCGGAGCCGGGACACGAGAAUUGGAGCUGGCCAUUAGGGUCACCCUUUAUGCAGUGAUCUUUCUGAUGAGUGUUGGAGGAAAUGUGCUCAUCAUCGUGGUCCUGGGACUGAGUCGCCGGCUGAGGACUGUCACCAACGCCUUCCUGCUCUCACUGGCAGUCAGCGACCUCCUGCUGGCUGUGGCUUGCAUGCCCUUCACCCUCCUGCCCAAUCUCAUGGGCACGUUCAUCUUUGGCACAGUCGUCUGUAAGGCAGUUUCCUACCUCAUGGGGGUGUCUGUGAGUGUGUCCACACUAAGCCUUGUGGCCAUCGCCCUGGAGCGAUACAGUGCCAUCUGCCGGCCGCUACAAGCACGCGUGUGGCAGACGCGUUCCCAUGCGGCUCGUGUGAUCAUCGCCACUUGGAUGCUCUCUGGACUGCUCAUGGUGCCCUACCCGGUGUACACCGCCGUACAGCCCGCAGGAGGGGCCCGGGCGCUGCAGUGCGUGCAUCGUUGGCCCAGUGCGCGUGUCCGCCAAACCUGGUCGGUACUGCUGCUCCUGCUUUUGUUCUUCGUCCCAGGCGUGGUUAUGGCCGUGGCCUACGGGCUCAUCUCCCGCGAGCUCUACUUAGGGCUUCGCUUCGACGAGGACAGUGACAGCGAAGGCCGAGUCCGAAGCCAAGGAGGGCUGCGGAGUGGGGCGGGACCAGGUCCUGCCCCCCGCAAUGGGAGUUGCCGGCCGGAGGGCGGGCUGGCUGGCGAGGAUGGCGACGGCUGUUACGUGCAGCUUCCGCGCUCGCGUCAGACCCUGGAGCUGUCCGCGCUGACCGCGCCCACUCCUGGGCCCGGAGGUGGCCCCCGGCCCUACCAGGCCAAGCUGUUGGCCAAGAAGCGCGUGGUGCGGAUGUUGCUGGUGAUCGUCGUGCUUUUUUUCCUGUGUUGGUUGCCACUGUAUAGUGCCAACACGUGGCGUGCCUUCGACAGCUCUGGUGCACACCGCGCACUUUCAGGAGCGCCAAUCUCUUUCAUCCACUUGCUGAGCUACGCCUCAGCCUGCGUCAACCCCCUGGUCUACUGCUUCAUGCACCGUCGCUUCCGCCAGGCCUGCCUUGAGACGUGUGCCCGCUGCUGCCCCAGGCCUCCACGAGCUCGCCCCCGGCCCCUUCCAGACGAGGACCCUCCCACCCCUUCCAUUGCUUCACUGUCCAGACUGAGCUACACCACCAUCAGCACGCUAGGGCCUGGCUGAGGGGUAGGGGGAGAGUGGAGGCUGAGACGGGACACACCCAUUCCUACAGGCAGGGACCCACCCAGACACACAAGAGAGGUAGAUCCACUGACAAAGGAGACUACACCCCAAAGCAUGGACUAAUCCCAAAGCACACACAAACACACACACAUAUACACAAGUGGCUUACUUGACACAAAAGAAACAAACCAGACUCGCACACAGGAAAUAAAGCACACUGUUGAUAUGGAACUGAGCCUGGCACGUGGAAACAUGGCCCUGAACUUAGACACACACACAGCAGCAUUCCUAGCAGUGGACUAUCCAUACAUAGUGGAAACUCUAAGAGAAUCUGGGCUGCCUCUCAUAUACACAUAGUAAUGGCACUGAUUCUUUAGGGCUCUGGAGCCUGGCACAGUACUGACUCCUGAGAUGCUCCAGGGUGCCCCCAGUUUGACCUCACAGUGCCCUUCCCCAUUUCAGCACUGAAAAUAUUAACUAACCUAAUCUCACACCUCCCUGACCAACAGCCUAUUUUGCACUGAAAAGGCCCUUAAUUCGUUUCCAGUUAAACAGUAUGGCCCUGCCCCUCAUCCCUCACCCAAACUCAAGAAAUAAAAAUGACUUGGCUUCCUUCCUGAA